Messenger RNA from Triplophysa rosa, 8223 nucleotides. It is a transcript of the gene nrxn3a, whose product is annotated as neurexin 3a. Bases 747 to 5816 code for a protein of 1689 amino acids. NCBI's taxonomy places the organism in Eukaryota, Metazoa, Chordata, Actinopteri, Cypriniformes, Nemacheilidae. The record is from RefSeq and is a predicted model, not a curated record. The transcript is spliced from 25 exons.
ACUGAGCGAGCCGCUCUCCGUAACUGCACUCGAGCACAGAACGAGGAAAGUGUACGCGGGUAAAAAAAAAGACUGCCAAAAAGCGUUAUUUUAAGUGACGUGGACCAAAUAAGACCCUGUUUGGAAUGUAAUGUGGAUUAUUACGCGUUGGGAUAUUUUUUACGAAAACCGAGAAAAAAAUGUUUCCUGUUGGCGUUGUAUAAUCUUCAGUUUCAAAAACACUCCUCGAAUGUGUGCUGCCUUCCCAGUAGGCUACGCCGCAGUGUGACCUAGUGUGCAGUAGACAGGCCGGAUAAACCGUGAGGACUACAUUACCCACAAGGCAUCAUGAAGACUGUGCUGCUUUCCCAAAAUAUCAAAAGAGUCUGGAUGGUCGAGAAAGUGUGUUAAAUCUGGGGAGAUACCCGAAGGAAAACAGCACCUGAGCAGGCACGCACCACCGCAUCCACUGGUCUUCUCAAGUUUAUUCAUUCCAGGAAACAAAGAAAGAGAACCUUUGAGAGAUUUGAAUUGUUGUGCAAUGUAAUUGGCCUUACGACUGUUACUUAAGACUGUUCUCCCUCUUAAUACCCUCUCCUCUUUUAGGAUAUUCUUUUUGUGUCUCUGCGUUGACGAUCUCACCUCUUCUACUGCUAUCUCUGGGUAUACUGUGGGAUGUACUUUGGAUAUACGGACCUUUGAACCAAAGCAAAUUCAAUGAUUUCCUCCUGUUCAGGAUUAUAACCCCGAUCUCCAGCACUUUGAAAAUGAAUUUCAUCAGAUUCCCAGUCCAGUUGCAGCUGCUGAUGAGUACUGUGCUUGGGUUCUGUUCGGGCGUGGAGUUUACAGGGUCGCAGGGCCAGUGGGCGCGCUAUCUCCGCUGGGACGCCAGCACCAGAAGUGACCUCAGCUUCCAGUUCAAAACAGACGUGUCCACUGCCUUAAUCCUGUACUUUGACGAUGGCGGCUACUGCGACUUCCUGCAACUCAUGGUGGUUGAAGGGAAGCUCCAGUUGCAGUUUAGCAUCGACUGCGCCGAGUCCACUGUCGUAUCGGACAAGCGAGUCAAUGACAGCAGCUGGCAUUCCGCCACCUUGAGCAGGUACAACCUGAGAACUGUUCUGGGGCUGGACGGAGCGAGCAAAUCGGCUGAGGUGCGGCCUCAGAGGCAGUACAUGAAGAUCGUAAGCGAUCUCUUCCUGGGUGGAGUCCCUCAAGAUAUUCGCAUUUCUGCGCUCACUCUCCCGACAGUGAAGGAUCUUCCGCCAUUUAAGGGAAUUAUCAGGGAACUGAGGUACAGUAACAAGGAACCUACUCUGCUAAGCAGCCAAUUGGUCCGCAUGGACAUAGAGGGAAUCUGCAUGGAGAACCUGUGCGAGAACGGCGGGACGUGCUCCAUUGUCGAUGGGGAACCGAUUUGUGAUUGUUCUAAGACGGAAUAUGUUGGCCGAUUCUGCAACGAAGAGGCCAACAGCAUCCCAGGUUUCGCACACAUGAUGAUGGCAGAUCAAGCCAAGGGAAAAGCACGAGAAGAGAAUGUGGCUACGUUCCGAGGCUCUGAAUACUUCUGCUAUGACUUAUCUCAGAACCCCAUCCAAAGCAGCAGCGAUGAGAUCACGUUGUCCUUCAAGACCUGGCAAAGAAAUGGUCUCAUCCUCCACACCGGCAAGUCCGCCGAUUACGUCAACCUGGCUCUGAAAGACGGGGCCGUUUCGUUGGUCAUCAACCUGGGUUCCGGAGCUUUCGAAGCUAUCGUCGAACCCGUCAAUGGAAAAUUCAACGACAACACCUGGCACGACGUUAAAGUCACACGCAACCUCAGACAGGUAACCAUAUCUGUGGACGGCAUCUUAACCACAACAGGCUACACCCAGGAGGACUACACCAUGCUCGGCUCGGAUGAUUUUUUCUACGUCGGAGGAAGUCCAAGUACAGCGGAUUUGCCAGGGUCCCCUGUUAGCAACAACUUCAUGGGCUGCCUGAAGGAGGUUAUUUACAAAAACAAUGACAUCAGGCUGGAAUUAUCCCGCCUCGCACGAAUCGUGGACCCCAAAAUGAAGAUCCAGGGAGAUGUGGUGUUCAAGUGCGAGAACGUGGCCACCCUGGACCCCAUUUCCUUCGAGACGCCCGAGGCCUACAUCAGCCUACCCAAGUGGAACACUAAGCGCAUGGGCUCCAUCUCCUUCGACUUCCGCACUACUGAACCAAACGGACUUAUUCUUUUCACCCAUGGGAAACAGCAGGAGAGGAAGGACGCUCGCAGCCAGAAGAACACAAAAGUGGACUUUUUUGCGGUGGAGCUUCUGGAUGGAAGUUUGUACCUGCUGCUGGAUAUGGGCUCGGGGACCAUCAAAGUAAAAGCCACGCAGAACAAAGUGAACGACGGGGCCUGGUACCAUGUGGACAUCCAGCGAGAUGGAAGAUCAGGCACCAUAUCCGUCAACAGCCGUCGCUCCCCGUUCACUGCCAGCGGCGAGAACGAGAUCUUGGACCUGGAGGGGGACAUGUACCUCGGCGGUCUCCCCGACAGUCGAGCCGGACUGAUUCUCCCCACCGAGCUGUGGACCGCCAUGCUGAACUACGGGUAUGUGGGCUGCAUCCGGGACCUGUUCAUCGACGGCCGCAGUAAAGACAUCAGGCAGAUCGCCGAGGCCCAGAACGGAGCGGGAAUCAAGCCUUCCUGCAACAAGAUGACAGGAAAGCAGUGCGACAGCUAUCCGUGCAAAAACAAAGGCAUGUGCAAGGAGGGAUGGAACCGGUUCAUCUGUGACUGUACGGGCACCGGCUACUGGUCACGUACCUGCGAGAGGGAGGCGUCCAUCCUGAGCUAUGACGGUAGCAUGUACAUGAAGGUGGUGAUGCCCUCUGUGAUGCACACUGAAGCGGAAGACGUGUCCCUGCGCUUCAUGUCUCAGCGGGCGUACGGCCUGCUCAUGGCCACCACCUCCCGCGACUCCGCCGACACUCUUCGGCUGGAGCUGGACGGAAGUCGCGUCAAACUCACGGUCAACUUAGACUGUAUCAGGAUAAACUGUAACUCCAGCAAAGGACCAGAGACACUGUAUGCCGGACAAAAACUCAAUGAUAAUGAGUGGCAUACUGUGCGCGUCAUCCGGAGGGGCAAAAGCUACAAGCUAACGGUUGACGAUGACGUAGCAGAAGGUCAGAUGGUGGGCGACCACACCCGAUUAGAGUUCCACAACAUCGAGACGGGCGUGAUGACGGAGCGCCGUUUCGUCUCCAUGAUCCCCUCCAGCUUCAUCGGUCACCUGCAGAGCCUCAAGUUUAACGGCAUGCUCUACAUCGACCUGUGCAAGAACGGCGACAUCGAUUAUUGCGAGCUCAACGCACGCUUCGGCAUGCGUUCCAUCAUCGCAGACCCCGUGACGUUCAAAACCAAGAGCAGUUACCUGAGCCUGGCGACCCUGCAGGCCUACGCGUCCAUGCACCUGUUCUUUCAGUUCAAGACCACCUCUCCGGACGGAUUCAUUCUGUUUAACAGCGGGGAUGGGAGCGAUUUCAUCGCUGUAGAGCUGGUCAAAGGGUACAUACAUUACGUGUUUGACCUCGGAAACGGUCCCAAUGUCAUCAAGGGCAACAGUGAAAGGGCUCUUCAUGACAACCAGUGGCACAAUGUCGUCAUCACUAGAGACAACAGUAAUGUCCACACAUUGAAAGUUGAUGCCAAGGCGGUGAGCCAGGUCGUCAACGGCGCUAAAAACCUGGACCUAAAAGGUGACCUCUACAUCGCUGGACUGGGGCCCAACAUGUACAACAACCUGCCGAAACUCGUAGCCUCCCGGGACGGCUUCAAGGGUUGUCUGGCAUCCGUGGAUCUGAACGGUCGCCUGCCCGACCUCAUAAACGACGCCCUAUUCCGCAGCGGUCAGAUCGAGCGAGGAUGUGAAGCAUCCAAAAGUGAACUUGGUUUCACCAAAGCAGAUCUACAAGGUCCUAGCACUACAUGUCAAGAAGAUUCUUGUGGCAACAUGGGGAUCUGCAUCCAGCAGUGGGAGAACUACACCUGCGACUGCUCAAUGACCUCCUUCACAGGAACGCAGUGUAAUGACCCCGGAACAACGUACAUCUUUGGAAAAGGAGGGGGCCUCAUUACCUUUAACUGGCCGGCCAACGAGCGCCCGAGCACUCGUACAGACAGGCUGACUUUGGGCUUCAGCACCUCCAUCAAGGAUGGUGUCCUCAUCCGCAUUGACAGCGCCCCAGGCCUGGGAGACUACCUCAUGCUCCACAUUGAGCAAGGCAAAAUUGGAGUCAUAUUCAACAUCGGAACGGUUGACAUCAUCGUGCAGGAGAGCAGUAUGGCAGUAAAUGACGGCAAGUACCAUGUAGUGCGCUUCACCAGAAAUGGGGGCAAUGCCACACUUCAGGUGGACAACUGGGCCAUCAACGAGCACUUCCCCUCAGGUAACAGCGAUAAUGAGAGAAUACAAAUGGCAAAUAAGAAAAUUCCUUUCAAAUAUGCCCGGCCCGUAGAGGAGUGGCUUCAGGAGAAAGGGCGGCAGCUAACGAUAUUCAACACCCAGGCUACGAUAAGAAUCGGUGGUGCGGAUCGCAAGCGUCCGUUCCAGGGCCAGCUCUCGGGUUUCUACUACAACGGCCUGAAAGUGCUCAACAUGGCAGCUCAGGGCAACCCCAACAUCAGAAUCAACGGAAGCGUGCGCCUGGUGGGAGAGGUUCCCUCGGCAGGUUCGGCCCGAACCACGGCCCUGCCCCCAGAGAUGUCCACCACCUUUAUCGAGACCACCACUACCAUGUCCACGACCACCACGAGAAAACACCGCACUCCACCCACAAUACAGACCACAGAUGAAAUGGUCUCAUCGGCGGAAUGUUCCAGUGACGAUGAGGACUUUGCUGAGUGCGAAGGACACGCAGGUGGGCUAGGAGGUGAAUUAGUUAUCCCAGUACUUGUAAAGGACCCCUUAGAGCUCCCUUCCGUAGCCACUCGUACACCCUCCAUACCCUUUCCCCCAACCCUCCGUCCCCACCUCACCAUUAUUGAGACCACCAAAGAGUCCCUGUCCAUGGCCACUGAGGCGGGGGUACCUUGCUUGUCGGACCGAGGCAGCGAUGAUUGUGAUGAUGAUGAUGAUGAUGAUGAUGAUGGCUUGGUGAUAUCUGGGUAUGGCUCUGGGGAAGCAUACGACUCUAACCUGCCCCCUACCGAUGACGAAGAUUUUUACACCACCUUCUCCUUGGUAACAGAUAAGACCUUGUCUUCGUCGGCCUUUGAAGGUGGCUACAAAGCUCACGCGCCUAAGUGGGGAUCCAAGGACUUUAGACCUAACAAAGUCUCCGAUUCUGGUAGGACAUCCACUACCACGUCUUUUUCCCCCAAGCUGAGCCGCUCCACUUCCACGCCACCCAAACCGCCUGCGGGCAAAAUGAAUCACAGGGAGCUAAAGCCCCAGCCCGACAUAGUCUUGCUUCCAUUGCCCACUUCCUAUGAGGUAGACAACACAAAGCUGAAGAGCCCAUUAAUAACAUCCCCCAUGUUCCGUAAUGUACCCACAGCAAUCCCGACGGAGCCGGGCAUCAGGCGGGUUCCGGGGGCCUCCGAGGUGGUCCGUGAAUCUAGCAGCACCACCGGAAUGGUCGUCGGGAUAGUGGCUGCUGCCGCUUUAUGCAUCCUAAUUCUCCUGUACGCCAUGUAUAAGUACAGAAACAGGGACGAGGGAUCCUACCAAGUAGACGAGACAAGGAAUUACAUAACCAACUCGGCACAGAGCAAUGGAGCAGUCAUGAAGGACAAGCAGCAGAGUUUAAAAGGCGGCAACAAGAAGCAGAAAAACAAGGACAAGGAGUACUACGUGUGAGCGCGAGCGUGUCCCAAGCAGAGAGAGACCAACAGACACGUACACAGAGAACAUUGAACUAUUGCUAGCUGCGCCGAGAGGAGGCCACAGACGCCUGGCGCUGUGCUGAGACUGCGGUAAACUCUCACACGAACUGUACCAUAAAGCACACUUACUACCAAGAAGAUAAAUAGCGACAUUAGUGACCUUACUCUUCUAUCCGGUCGGAGACGUUAUCCGUGUAGAAUAUUCCACAGCGACAUCAUAAUCCUAAGUGACUUUUAGAGGUACGUGAUCCUUGGAGUAAAUAUUGUUUCUUUGGUUUCUCUUUCUUUUUUAUUUGGUCAUUUUGUAAAAAGAAGAGAAAGCUAUAUCGGCCGUAUUGAGCAUGUAAGAGACAGACAAGUGGGGCCGAAAAAAUGUUUGUCAUGAGCGAAAAAGGACUCCUGCCAACAAAAACACAUAUAUAUAAAUAUAAAUAUAAAUAUAUAUAUGUAUAUAUAUAUAUAUAUAUAUAUAUGAGAGAGAGAGAUUUGUAUUGUUUAUACAUAACAUGUGGUGUCUUAUGAUUCUUGCUCUCUGCAAAAUGAAAAAAGAAACUGUCAUAUCUGCUAAAGUGACAGGUCGCUAAGACUCUGCCAGCACAGCACUGUUAUGAUUUACAAUCAAAAAUGAUCGUUUGAAUUGUACAACCAACUGUAAUAAUGUGCGAGUUGCCAGAAAGAAGUUACCAUGUCUCAGUAAAGCGACUGAUUGUAGUGCAUGCCAUCCCUUGCUUUCAUGUUCAACGAAAAAUGCUUGAACACGUCCACCUGGUUAAUCCCAUCAUAAGAUAGACCUCUCUCGUCCCUUACGGCGCCAACGUGGGGGACAACGUUCCUGAAUUUCCUACUUUUCGUUGCAGCAAGUCGAUGAUUGGGACUUUUUCAAUCGUAUGUAUGUUGGUCCAUAUGCUCUCGUCUCUUUUUUAUAAAGCUGUCUGGUGCAGACUGGCGCAGUGCUCUAAUACUGUUAAAGGAUGUCUAUACGAAAAUAAAUUUAAUGUGAAAAGUGUGAAGAAUUCUACUAUCUGUUGUCACAGUCGACUGUGUCAAACGACAAAUUUGUUUACAUAUUUUAUUACAUGAUAGCGGUUGUACUUUGUAGGUAGAUGAUGUACAUACAAACCUAAGUUGUAUUUUUUUGAGUAAUUCUACUGUACAGAGAGAUCAUUUGAUUUAUCAGUGUACUUCAUGAAGAAAAUCAGACGCUGUCUGUUCAUGUGAACGAGCGAAAAAUAUACAGACGUUUUGUAAGGAAAAGCAGAGAAUAUUGUUAGAUUAGAGGUCUAAUCUUUCUCGCAGAUGUUUCUAAAUCGCAUGGAUAUUUGACUACUUGAAGCUGUCAAUCAAAUACAAGACACACUUCUUAAUUGUAUCGGUUGUUUUAUUUAUAGAAGAAUCAAAGAGAUAUGUAAUAAAGACAGACGAACAUGGACACACACAUGCAGCUCACGUAAUUUACGCUGUGUGAUUCUCUUACCUUGAUGUCUUAAUUCAAGUGGCCUGGACUGCAGUAAACCUGUUGCAUCAAUGCACUUUUUACAUUUCAGUUCCUUAUCAUGUAUGUAUAAUUUUUUGUUGCCAUUUUAUAUAUUUGUUGAUCAGUGUACCCAUACCUAUAAUGUGGAGAUGUGGCCAUGUUUUUGUUUUUUUAUUGUUUUCUAUUCAACUUCAUGUGCAUUUUUUUAAUUUUCAUUUAUGACAUCUUAGUCAUGCAGCUUCGCUUCAAAAAAAAAACAUUGAUGAAGGUCUAUAAUAAAACAUUCCAUGAUGGAGGUUGAUAUUUCAGUUGUCUUAAUGUGCACUUAUCAUCUGCUUUUUCAGUAUAUGUAGGUGAUUUAUUUAUCAUUCUGAACAGCAUAAAUAACAUGUUCAUGUGUUUCAGAGACAUGGGACUGUCAUUUGUCUUGCUUUAAGUGGAUUAAAUGACUUAUUUUCUGUUUUAGAAUAAGACAAGAUGCAGUCUGCACUUGCAGCAAGUACUUUUAUUUAAUAGCUGGUGAAGACAGUACCAGUAAAUCAAGAUCCAACAGUUUUGCCAAUUGAAAGUAUAAAAAUAAUGUUUCCGUAGGCCUACCUUAGAAAAGAAACUGUUAAAGAAGACCACAGUUCUUACACAUAUAGCACAAAACAACUAGCAAAAUAUUCUGUUAUCAAGGGAACGCAAAUGUACAAUUUUAAGAUCUUACCUCUGUUAGAAUUGAAUUGCUUCAUUAAUUACAGUGAUUAAAUUAUGAUGUACGGUACAGAAAAUUAUAACUUUUAUGUCGUAUUGCUAGAUGCAAACCCAGAGGAGAAAAUCUAUUUCACAGUGGUUUCUCUUUAAUAUCUCAAAGGUUCUCGGUUAUGUUUCAUGUCUCAAAUGUUUUUUGUGUGUUUUAUAAUAA